GCUCCGGGGUCAGUCGAGUAUAUUCCGGUCGCCUUACCUCACUUGACCGGCCAUGAUGUUGAGCGCCGUAUCGAAGGCUGCCGCUGGGGCCCUAAGGGCCGUCAAACCAACGAUUUUACAAAACGAGGUCGCCAAAAUAUCGGGUGCUCUCUCCGUCAACAGCCGAGAUUAUGCGAAAGCUGCAACAGCCCCAAAAACUGGUACAGCCCAAGGUAAGGUCGUGGCUGUCAUCGGUGCCGUUGUGGAUGUACAAUUCGACGAUGCAUUGCCACCAAUCCUCAAUGCCCUGGAGGUACAGAACCGCACGCCCCGUCUUGUCCUCGAAGUCGCUCAACACUUGGGUGAAAACACAGUACGUACCAUUGCCAUGGAUGGUACUGAGGGUAUAGUUCGUGGACAACAAGUGCUCGAUUCAGGAUACCCCAUAAGGAUCCCCGUCGGCGAUGCGACUCUUGGACGCAUUAUCAAUGUUAUCGGCGAACCAAUCGACGAACGUGGUCCAGUCCAAACUGACAAACUUGCUGCCAUCCACGCAGAUGCUCCUGAAUUCGUUGACAUGUCUGUAGAACAGGAGAUUCUUGCUACUGGAAUCAAGGUUGUCGAUCUGUUGGCACCCUAUGCCAAGGGAGGAAAGAUCGGUCUGUUCGGUGGUGCUGGUGUCGGAAAAACUGUAUUGAUCAUGGAGCUGAUCAACAACGUUGCCAAAGCUCAUGGUGGUUAUUCCGUAUUCGCCGGUGUCGGUGAACGUACCCGUGAGGGUAACGAUCUCUAUCACGAGAUGAUUGAAACCGGUGUCAUUUCGCUGAAAGACAAAAGCUCCAAGGUAGCACUUGUAUACGGACAGAUGAACGAACCACCCGGCGCGCGUGCCCGUGUCGCUUUGACUGGACUCACCGUUGCCGAAUACUUCCGUGAUGAGGAAGGACAGGAUGUGCUUCUUUUCAUCGACAACAUCUUCAGAUUCACCCAAGCUGGUUCGGAGGUAUCCGCCCUGCUGGGUCGUAUCCCAUCGGCCGUAGGUUAUCAGCCGACUUUGGCUACCGACAUGGGUACCAUGCAGGAACGUAUUACAACAACGAAAAAGGGUUCCAUCACUUCGGUACAGGCUAUUUACGUGCCCGCUGACGAUCUUACCGAUCCUGCUCCUGCCACAACUUUCGCUCACUUGGACGCCACCACUGUCUUGUCUCGUGCCAUUGCCGAGCUUGGUAUCUACCCCGCGGUGGACCCUCUCGAUUCGACGUCUCGUAUCAUGGACCCGAACAUCGUCGGUGCUGAGCAUUACAACAUUGCUCGUCGUGUCCAGAAAAUCCUCCAGGACUACAAGUCCCUUCAGGACAUUAUCGCUAUCCUGGGUAUGGAUGAAUUAUCUGAGGAAGACAAAGUCACCGUAGCACGUGCCCGUAAGAUUCAGAGGUUCCUCUCUCAGCCAUUCCAGGUCGCUGAGGUAUUCACGGGUCAUCCUGGAAAACUCGUGCCUCUGUCCGAGACGAUCAAGGGUUUCCAAAAGAUUUUGGCGGGAGAACUCGAUCACUUGCCCGAAGUAGCUUUCUACAUGGUCGGACCGAUCGAGGAAGUCGUAGCGAAAGCCGAGACGCUCGCUAAAUCAUAAGAAGCUGAUUAUUCAAAAACGGGACAUGCCAUCAUUGUAACAUCGUCGCCCUUCCUUAUCGUCACGCCCGUAUCUCUUGAAUUAACUUCGCGCCUUGUCUUCAGGUAGCAAACUGAACAUGCCUCGGUGUACGCCCAUUUACACAUCAAUGGAGUCAACAGUAUGCGCGAAUGAAAAUAUCUACAGUCAACAUUGAAUAAAUAAAUAAAUGAAAAUACGAAAACUCGCUGCCAUCCCGAGGAUUGGAGGAAAGAGAUCUUCUGACCCAUGGAAAUUAGACGAGUGUAGUUCGCGUUAAUAAAACUCGGAACGUUGGAA
Venturia canescens is the source of this 1930-nucleotide messenger RNA. It is a transcript of the gene ATPsynbeta, whose product is annotated as ATP synthase, beta subunit. The record is from RefSeq and is a predicted model, not a curated record. The transcript has 6 exons. The coding region runs from base 53 to 1612 and encodes 519 amino acids. Gene Ontology annotation, biological process: proton motive force-driven mitochondrial ATP synthesis; proton transmembrane transport. Gene Ontology annotation, molecular function: ATP binding; proton-transporting ATP synthase activity, rotational mechanism; ATP hydrolysis activity. Lineage: Eukaryota; Metazoa; Arthropoda; Insecta; Hymenoptera; Ichneumonidae.